Lycium ferocissimum is the source of this 1535-nucleotide messenger RNA. RefSeq names its product zinc finger CCCH domain-containing protein 39. Lineage: Eukaryota; Viridiplantae; Streptophyta; Magnoliopsida; Solanales; Solanaceae. The transcript is spliced from 4 exons. Gene Ontology annotation, molecular function: mRNA binding; metal ion binding. The record is from RefSeq and is a predicted model, not a curated record. Bases 296 to 1252 code for a protein of 318 amino acids.
CUAGCUCUGUUUUUUUGUUUACUCAAAUUACUUGGGUCCAUUUACAAAGCCCAUAUGCCAGAUAAUCACAAAAGUGUAUUAUAUGGGAUAAUCUCAUAAUUAUCCUUAAUUAUGAAACUAUUUAGGGGUUUAGCCGUUUUGAGGUUUUAGGGUUUUCUUACUUCACUUUAAACUUGACUUUGUUUCAUUUGAUUUUUUACUUCUCAAUUAAGGUUCUUACAUUGGCGGCUAGGUCUACAAACUUUUGUAAGAGAGGAGAAGGAUAGAAUUGGAUUCAGUUAUUAGAAAAGGGAAUAUGAGUUUUUCUGAUCAAUCGCCGUUUAUGCCAAUUGGCGUUUGGCCUCAUGAAUCUCCGAUGAACCACGAAUUCGUCGAGUCGUAUUCUCAGUUUGACCAUGUGCCUCCAUUCAAGAGACUGAGGAAUUUCGAUACCAACUCGCCAAACUCCGCUAUGAAUUCAAGAGUGAACCCACCAAAUCUUGCGGGAAGCAAAGGGACUAGCCAUAUUUUUUAUAAGACGCGCAUGUGUGCCAAAUUCUUGGAAGGAACUUGCAGGAAUGGGGAACAUUGUACAUUUGCUCAUGGUGUUGAAGAUUUGCGGGAGCCACCUCCGAAUUGGCAGGACUUAGUCCGUGAAAAGGAUAGAGGGGCUGAGAACUGGAAUGAUGAUCAGAAAAUAAUACAUAGGAUGAAAAUUUGCAAGAAGUUUUAUAACGGAGAGGAGUGUCCUUAUGGGGAUAAGUGUAAUUUUCUUCAUGAACGUCCACCGAAAUUUAAGACCGACAUGCCGAGGUACAGGGAGAGUGCUGCAAUAAGUAUCGGAACUACGGGGAGCAGAAGUGAUCCCGAGCUGAUUGAUGUUAGUAAGCUUGGAAAUGCUGAUUCAGAUGCUGUUCGAAUUAAGCCUAUUUAUUGGAAGACAAAGAUAUGUAGCAAGUGGGAGACAACUGGUCAAUGCCCCUUCCGUGAUCGUUGCCACUUUGCUCAUGGCCAAUCAGAGUUGCAAGCGCCUAAUGGCCGGGUUGAGACGGAAAUGUUGACUAAUUCUGCCCCCAUUACGCCAAGGCCUUUCUCCGGUCCUGCUGUUGACUUAUCCUCUGCAAUUGCAGUGGUUAAUGCUUCGAUACAAGAAGAAAAAGAGGAAAAGAAAGUCCUAAAAUGGAAACCAUCCAAGAAGAUCUCUCGGAUAUAUGCUGAUUGGCCCGACGAUAUGGUCCCACCCCACCUCUUACCUAGCAACGCCAAUAGCUGAUUAUGGACGCAUCCCAGCAAGGAUCAGAAACUACAAGAGAGAUGAAAAUAGUGUCGUAUCAUCCAACGGUUAAUGUGUUAUACAGUUUUUUUAUAUUUGGUGUCAACAGUUGGCUUUUGAAAUUUGGAACUGCAUAUAACAGUUAAUGUGAAAACUGCAUAUUUUUUCUUAUAGAAAAAUAAAAUAAAAAAUAAGGUAGUAAUAUCUAUGGGAAUUCAUUAGGGGGAGAGACAGAAACAUCAUUAUUUCAUUGGUUAUUCUUAUAUCUGAACAGUUUGGUUUA